UGGCUGUUGAUUAUUCGUCCAUGUGUACAAAUGAUUGGCUAGGAAUGGUGGUAUGGUGUUAUUUUAAGAGGUGUUGUCAUUUUAACGCACCCCUAUAGAAAACUCACAGAAUAUAGAAAAGAUUAAAGAAUAUGGAGUAGUAGUAUAAGUUUGUGUGAGUAGCUCUCUUCUCUCUAUCUUCUAAUUAAACCGAAACCACCUGAACUCCCCGGCGAUUCACGGAGCCAGAUCAACCCGAAUUGGAAAAUAGUUGAAUUAGAGGUAGGUGAUCAUGGGCUUCAUGCUUCCAGAUUUCAUCGCCAUUAAAACAAUUAGUUAUCCUAGUAGAGGUCAUUUACACUACAACGAAAAAGAAAGGUCAGUAACUCUUGGGGAGCAGAGUGUGUUCAGCACGCUUGUGAAGAUUGAUGUCGAAAGAGCAACAAGUAACGCCAACUACGUUCACCUCCGAUUCAGUAAUUCCAACAAGUAUUGGUCGAAGCGGGCAAACAACAACGUCGUUGUUGCUGAGUUGAAGCAACCCGUGGAAGACACAAAGGAUCCCUCAUGCACGUUGUUUCAGCCGUUUCAGGCGCCUGGUCUGGCGGCAAGUGUGUUUUACUUGAAUCAUGUUCCGACCGGUGGGCGUGUAAUGGUAGAUGUGGCGAACUGGGGCCUUUCCGUGCAGGUUGGAGCCUCGGUUACGCAAGGUCACCUAACUUAUGUGGAUUGGAGUACAUUGGUGAAGCUGCCUGCCCACGUGGCUUUUAAAGGGAACAACGGCAGGUACCUUAGAGGAAUAUCCAAGGACGGGAACAACUACAUGCAGUUCUCAUCAAAUGAUCCUAAUGAGUGGUCAUCUGGCCACAAGGUUUAUCUCAUGCCCGACGGAUAUGUCCGGAUAACGUCCGAUCACUGGAGGGGGCAGUUUUGGAGGCGCAGUCCUAGCUGGAUAUGGGCCGAUUCCAAUCAGUCUUCCUCUAACAACCGCGACACUCUCUUCUGGCCAGUCAAAGUUCAAAACAACAACACCAUUGCACUCUGCAAUGCGGGCAACAACCAAUACUGCUCACGUCUCUCAACUAUAGGGAAGCGCGACAUGUUAACUGCGGCCGUCCAGAACAUCACCAAGGAAGCAAGACUGGUGGUGCAAGAGCUCGUGUUACAUAGAAACGUCUACAACGUCAGAUAUCGGAUGCAGGACGCCAGGAUAUACAACGAAGUGCCUUAUGUUGCAUGCGCAUCCUCUGUUACUAACACGGGCAACCAGGAGGCUACUAUAACUACUCAGGUUACGUAUAAAGACCAGAAAUCUUAUAGUUUUAGUCGUAGCUCUUCUUUGACAGCAGGGGUGGAAACCACCAUCAAAGCGGGCGUCCCAUUUAUUGUGGAUGGAGCGAUCAAAGUCUGUUUUAAUAUAAACUCCACUCUCCAGUGGGCGGACACCACCACUACCGCCACAUCAGUUAUGGCUUCGGGUUCGGUUUCUCUACCUGCAAGGAGUACGGCUACGAUCGAGUAUGCGGGGACAAGGGGCACUAUCGAUAUUCCUUAUUCUUACACACAGCAAGACAGUAGCUCCACUGAUGGCACUGUUUCUUACACUCACCAGGAUGAUGGUAUUUACAAAGCCAUCAAUUCUUACAACUUCCAUUUUGUUAUCAAAUCCACUAAGGCCCUCGUCUAAACGUCCCAUGCCGUUUUAUUCCAGUCAUCAAUAACCGUGAUGAAGUUGAUUUCUAUAUAUUAUACAAGCUAGCUUCAUAGCUAAACUUCUGUCAUGUAACGGAAAGUAUGAAUAUCAAAUGUAGUUCAUUAAUAAGAUUAAUAUUGUUUUUGUAUUAUCAA
Salvia hispanica is the source of this 1827-nucleotide messenger RNA. RefSeq lists its product as uncharacterized. The record is from RefSeq and is a predicted model, not a curated record. Lineage: Eukaryota; Viridiplantae; Streptophyta; Magnoliopsida; Lamiales; Lamiaceae.